GUCACUUGGGUAGACGCGGCUAGCGUCUGUCGACACUCCACAUCGUACGUGGGGUCAGAAGUGGCCGCUGUUCGCUCUCUCUAAUGGCGAACAAGCCGGACGCUGUGUUUGCCGGGGUACCCAGACUCCAAAACCAUCGAGCUUCGACUUCGCCGACCCAAAUGCAUGAUCUACCUGAUUGAGCAUUUCGAGGACUAUGCCUACGCUACCGGAUUGCACCGAGCUACCGACGAGAACCGGCCUUCUCGACGUACGGCCGUUUUGGAACCAGUGCCCAGUGGCCAACACAAAGAUUUCAUCUCGAGUGCAAGAUUUAGCAUCGUGUUACGCCUCUUAAGAAACGCGCUUGCCCGUCCCCGUCGAGAAUUUUCAAAAGAGCACGACCCUUGCGGAGCAAGAGGCAAGGGAAUCUUCAGGGCAGUGAAGAAAGCCAUUCAACUAUGGUGCAACAUUCUCCCUGCACGAAGCUUAUCGGUGCCAAUCAACGUGACGCUUGUGAAAGGAUACUUGAACUCUUGGACGGCGCCUACCGCUUCGCCCUGACCGAGGCAAAAGCCGAGCCGACGGACGUCGCCCACAGCGAGCACGCUGUCCACACAGCGGCGUUAAGUUCUGACACGGAUGAGCGUGCCCCGGAUGAAUAUCGUCAGAAAGAGCGCAUGGACUACGUGCGCAAACGCUGGCUCGCGAACUGCCUCACCCUGGCGUCCGAAGUUGUCCUUCGAUUUGAUGCGUGCAGCGAGAACUUACGUGAGGGGUGCUGCGCGAACGGCAUCGUGGGAACUCCGGGGCUAUGGCGCAUGCUGUGCCAGAGGCCCUUGAACAAGCUGGGCUGCUCGCUUUACGAGGACCGCCGCUGCGAGUCUCGGCUGGAGAAAGAUGUCUUUGUAGACAUCAGCAAUAAUUGCCAGCUAGUGACUCAUAAGCUCGAGAUCACGUACAUGGAGGCGGCAGGUAUAACGCUGACAGCCGGCUUCUGGUACUGCACCUUAAAUGGUUCCAUCGACCUGCAGCCUGUGCACGUUCACGCCAUGCGUCAGGCUACCGUAAGAGUGCCGGUGCGAGACGCCAGUAUGAUGGGCAAUACGCCCAAGAACGGUUUGCGCAUCUUCCGGUACAGUUGCGAACAGGUACCUCCUACCACAGGCCGCCUUUGCCGCGAUUGCUCGUACAACUACGUCCGUCUCGAGAACCUGCUGGAGCAGACAGCGUUGCUUCAGAGUGUGUGCCAUGCUGCCGUGACCCUCCAAGCCUACCCGGAAGCCGUCUGCCGCUUCCCAAGAGCCACUACGCACAAGGAGUGCCGGUAUGACGUCAGAUCACGUUCACUAGUUCUGCUGCCGUCACCACAGUACAUCCGUUUCCAGCGACCCCCGUGCGUGGCCGGCGACUGCCUGAAAUUCACGCCCAAAUUCCUGCGUAUGUGCCUCGCCAACAUCUCCGAGCUCAAUCUGACAACUAGCCAUUUCUUGUUCGGCUGCGACUUCUGCUUCGGCGACGGCGCGGUGCUGCCCGAGCUGAGCUUGCUGGCGCUUCCAAGGUGCGCCAUCAUUAUUUGGGAAGGCUUGCUCCAAUGGCUCGCGCGUGGCUACCGGUUCCGCGUCGAGCUGGGAAUCGGGAAUGGCGACGUUGUUCCCUGCACCGCCUGCAAACUGCCGCCGAUGUUCACAGAGCGCGACUUCGAGUGGCAACUCUGGGAGACGAGGCUAUGGCGGCUGGGCGUCGGCGAGACGGCGAGGAUAAUGUCGGUUACAUUUCUCCUAGGCCGCCUUGUGACCGACCUUCGCUUUAACGUGGGCAGUUUGGCGAGUGACGCAGCCUCUGUUUCCUGCUGUGGGCCCUGUCAUCCCCUCUGCGCCAAUCCCGGGCUCCAUGUUAACCAUUGAGCAACUUCGGUUUGCGUUUGGCCAUAAGUCGGAUAAGUGAUUCACAAUGGCUCACCUUCCGGCGGUUCUACCCUCAUCGGCGCCCUUUCACGUACUCCAUAUUAGGAAAAAUAUAUAUAUAUAUAAUGAAACAUUUGACGGUGUUUCCACACUGGCUGAAACUGAGCUGACAGAAGUGGUCGACUGCGAUCGGGCUGUCGAGAGGGUAGCGUUCACUUCUGACACGGAUGAGUGGACACUGAAUGAAUAUCGUUUGAAGUUCAGAGUGCAGCAACGUUGUGUGACGUUACUGUGUUCUUUAGUCUAUUCCCUGCAGUCUUCUCAUCAACGCAAUAAAUAUUUUUCGCUCGUC
Molecule: messenger RNA, 2238 nt
Organism: Dermacentor andersoni
Lineage: Eukaryota; Metazoa; Arthropoda; Arachnida; Ixodida; Ixodidae
Source: RefSeq, a predicted model, not a curated record